Messenger RNA from Macadamia integrifolia, 4073 nucleotides. Its product is annotated as probable LRR receptor-like serine/threonine-protein kinase IRK. The transcript has 2 exons. The record is from RefSeq and is a predicted model, not a curated record. Gene Ontology annotation, molecular function: protein binding; protein kinase activity; ATP binding. Bases 878 to 3793 code for a protein of 971 amino acids. Gene Ontology annotation, biological process: protein phosphorylation. Lineage: Eukaryota; Viridiplantae; Streptophyta; Magnoliopsida; Proteales; Proteaceae.
GCUUUAAUUAAAGCUAUUUCCUCUCAGAUAGAGACAGAAAAGCAUUUAAUGAGGGAUGAAGCUUUUAGACAUUCUCAAAUCUCAACUCUCCCGGCGUGUCGGCAGUUACUAGCGAGUUUCUUGGUUACUCCAGAUUCUCCAUCUCCAACCUUAGUCACCGGAAAUCGUCUCUUAUCUUGGGUUUUCUGCAGAUUCCGGUAGCAUUUCCUGUGAAGCAGAGGAGAAUCUACCGGAGCUGCUACAAUACUCGUUACUCAACUUAGAGAUCGUAACUUUGCCGAUUUUGUCUUGUUUUCUUUCUGUUCCUUUCCAUUUGGGGCUCUUUUGAACUACGAAGGUUUGAAAAUGGUGGUUUUGCCUCUGCUUUGGGAAGUGAAGAGAGGGUUUCCUUGAACUGAAGAUUUCGAUUUUCUUCGCUCUUGUAUCUUCGAGCAGUUAUUGAAGAGGCAUUAGUAGUUGUAUUCGAAGAAGAGCUCAAGAAUCUUCUGAUUAUAAAGUUUUCCAUUGUUAAACCAGUCAUUUGAGCUCGAUUCUUCAGGAAAUCUCACUAUUUUUUUUUUUUUGGUUCUUCCGAGUUGGGAAAACAAAAAAUGCAAGAGUCAUUUUCCAUCCCCUGCUUUUAUUUAAGUAUCCACAGAACCGUACCGUUUGAUCAUUUUUAACCUCACGAAUCCUCACUGUCUAGCUCUUGAUGUCUCUAAAGCUUUUGGGCUUUUCAGGUGUUCGUUGGUGUAAGGUAUACUCUGUUUAUUUUUAUCUUAGAUUUGUCCAUCUCCGUAUCUUUCCUUCACAUUUGGCAGAUUCGAGUUGGGUUUACAACGAGGUUAUCUGAGUUCAACAAUGGCAGCGUAACAUUUUUUCUCUGAUAACGAUUAAAAUGAGAAAGCUACUUGAGUUUUUAGUCUUUCUCGCUCUAGUUCCAGCUUUUGUGAGAUCUGUGGAUCCAACUCUCAGCGACGACGUUCUUGGGUUGAUUGUUUUCAAGGUCGACGUCAAAGAUCCGGGCUUGAAGCUGAUAACUUGGAACGAAGAUGAUAACAGUCCGUGCAACUGGGUCGGCGUGAAAUGCGACCCUCGAACCAAUCGUGUCUCAGAACUUAAUCUUGAUGGGUUCUCCCUUUCCGGGCGGAUCAACCGAGGUCUCCUGCAACUUCAAUUUCUUCGCAAAUUGUCCCUCUCGAAGAACACUUUUACGGGGACCAUUAACUUCAGCUUAGCACGGCUUGAGAACCUUCAAAUUGUUGACCUGAGUGAGAACAAUUUCUCUGGGUUAGUACCAUAUGAGCUUUUUGGACAGUGUAGCUCUUUAAGAGUAGUUUCGUUUGCCACGAACAACUUGUCCGGAGAGAUCCCGCAGAGUUUCAGCUCAUGUUCCACACUGGCAGCUGUGAAUUUCUCCUCAAAUCGGCUCUAUGGUUCGCUGCCCUCUGGAAUCUGGUCUUUGAAUGGUCUUCGCUCACUUGAUCUGUCAGAUAAUUUGCUUGAGGGAGAAAUUCCGAAAGGUAUUGAAGGUCUGUAUAAUUUAAGAGCAGUCAAUUUAAGUAGGAACCAGUUUUCUGGGCAGUUGCCGGAUGGUAUUGGAGGUUGUUUUCUUUUGAAAUUGCUUGAUUUUAGCGAGAACUCUCUAUCAGGGAGCAUUCCAGAUUCAAUGCAGAAGCUUACUAAUUGCAAUUCUCUAAGUUUGAGUGGGAAUUCAUUUGUGGGAGAGGUUCCUACAUGGAUUGGAGAAAUGAGAAACCUUCAGACUUUAGAUCUUUCUGGUAACAGAUUUUCUGGCCAGAUUCCAGAUUCAGUGGGGAAUCUUCAGUCAUUGGAGGUAUUGAAUCUAUCUGGGAACAGGUUAACUGGGAGCUUGCCAGAGGCAAUGAUCAAUUGCAAAGCCCUUUCUUCUUCAGAUUUUAGCCGGAAUUUAUUAAAUGGUAGUUUACCAGCGUGGAUGUUUGGAACGGGUUUGCAGGUGGCUAUGCAGUCAGAGAAUAGACUGAUUGGAAAGAUAAAUGAUCUUUUCCCUUCAUCAGGGGAGACUUCCUUUCAAAAUCUACAUCUAUUGGAUUUAUCUGACAAUUUAUUUUCUGGUGAAAUUCCUGGAGAUAUUGGGGUUCUUAGCAACUUGCAAUACUUGAAUAUGUCCAUGAACUCUCUGGUUGGUGGUAUUCCAGCUAGCGUAGGUCAAUUAAAGGCUAUAAAUGUUCUUGACUUGAGUGGGAAUCGAUUAAAUGGAAGCAUUCCUUCUGAAAUUGGAGGCGCUAUUUCUUUGAAGGAAUUGAGGUUGGAGAAGAACUUCCUAGCUGGAAAAAUUCCAAACCAAAUUGCAAAGUGUUCGUUGUUAAUGUAUCUGAUUCUAUCACAAAACCAUCUCUCAGGCCCAAUCCCUGCAACCAUAGUGAACCUUAUUAACCUUCAAAUAGUUGACUUAUCCUUAAACAACCUGAUUGGACGUCUACCCAAGCAGCUUGCCGAUCUCCCUCAUCUUGUCUCCUUCAAUGUUUCCCACAACCAUCUCCAAGGCGAACUACCUCCUGGUGGCAUCUUCAACACCAUUUCACCCUCUUCAGUUUCUGGUAAUCCAUCCCUUUGUGGUGCUAUAGUCAACCGUUCAUGUCCUGGAGUCCUUCCUAAACCCAUUGUCCUAAACCCGAACUCAUCCUCCGACUCCUCGGUUGUAGGAUCCUUUUCUCCAAACCUCAGUCACAAGAAAACCAUCCUCAGUAUCUCUGCUCUAAUUGCCAUCGGUGCAGCUUCCCUCAUUGCCCUAGGUGUGAUUGCAGUCACUGUCCUCAAUCUUCGAGUUCGGGCCUCUACCACUCGUAAUGGAGGUGCAGCCGUCACAUUGUCAGGGGGUGAUGAUUUCAGCUAUUCCCCUACCACUGAUGUCAACUCUGGCAAGCUUGUAAUGUUCUCAGGUGAUCCUGACUUCAGCGCUGGGGCCCAUGCGCUGCUCAACAAGGACUGUGAGCUCGGUCGUGGUGGGUUUGGAGUUGUCUACAGAACGGUCCUACGAGAUGGUUCACCUGUUGCCAUUAAGAAGCUUACUGUCUCAAGCCUUGUCAAAUCCCAAGAAGAUUUUGAGAGGGAAGUUAAGAAGCUUGGGAAGAUCCGGCAUCAACAUCUUGUUUCACUUGAAGGCUAUUACUGGACUCCAUCACUUCAGCUCCUUAUUUAUGAAUUUGUAUCUGGUGGUAGUUUGUAUAAGCAUCUCCAUGAGGGAGCAGGUGGAAGCUUCCUCUCAUGGCACAAGAGGUUCAAUGUAAUUCUUGGUACCGCAAGGAGCUUGGCACACUUGCACCGGAUGAAUGUAAUCCACUAUAAUCUGAAAUCAAACAAUGUGCUGAUCGACAGUUCUGGUGAACCAAAGCUUGGAGAUUUCGGCUUGGCAAUGCUGCUUCCAAUGCUAGACCGUUUUGUUCUGAGUAGCAAGAUACAAAGUGCACUCGGCUACAUGGCACCUGAGUUUGCAUGUCCGACAGUGAAGAUAACUGAGAAGUGCGAUGUUUAUGGGUUUGGGGUCUUGAUCCUGGAGGUGGUGACAGGGAAACGGCCUGUGGAGUAUAUGGAGGAUGAUGUGGUGGUUCUUUGUGACAUGGUCAGAGGAGCAUUGGAGGAAGGCAGGGUGGAGGAGUGCGUGGAUAGAAGGCUGGGGGUUAAUUUUGUUGCAGAGGAGGCCAUUCUGGUAAUGAAGCUAGGUUUGAUCUGUACAUCUCAGGUGCCAUCAAACCGGCCAGAAAUGGCAGAGGUUGUUAAUAUAUUGGAGCUGAUCACAUGCCCUUCAGAAGGCCAGGAAGAACUGGGAUGAAUUUGACCAUACUUGAUGGAGAAGCAGUAAACCUGAUUUGAUUAUUUAGAUAAACAGUGGGGUUUUCCGGCGAAGAGGAAUCCGGUUUAUUAUCUAAUUUACACUAGAGUAGUGGAAAGAAGAAGAGCCUAAGCCAUAUCCAUUUAUGAUUCUUGUUUGGCUUAUUUAGGUUGUGUUUUGGGUUUCUGUUUGUAGUUUUCUUUCAGUUUCACUGUUAAAUUGACCGGAUUCCUUUUCACCGGGUGCUAUAUGCUACCCUAUAAGAUAUUGUUUCCGACUC